AUGCGUAAGUUACGGUUCCCGAUGGAUCAGCUGUUGAAAUCAGGAGCAAAGUGGGUAUGGUCAGAAGCAUGUCAGCGAUCAUUCAAUCGGUUCCGAGAAAUCCUGCAGUCACCGUUAACACUUUCGCACUACAAUCCAAACUUGGAAAUCAUAGUGUCGGCGGAUGCGUCAAAUUACGGAAUCGGUGCGCGCAUUGCCCACAAGCUACCAGAUGGAUCAGUGAAACCGAUAUCCUAUGCGUCGAGAAGUCUUACACCAGCCGAGUCCAACUACAGCCAAAUCGAGAAGGAAGGACUCGCACUGAUUUUCGCCGUAACCCGGCUCCACCGUAUGAUUUUUGGACGACAGUUUAUACUGGAAACGGAUCACAAGCCUUUACUAGCUAUUUUUGGUUCCAAGAAAGGCAUUCCAAGAUAUACACCCAACAGACUUCAGCGAUGGGCAUUAACGCUGCUACUGUACGACUUCAACAUCAAAUACGUGAGUACGGAAAGUUUUGGUUAUGUUGAUAUCCUUUCUUGCCUGAUCAACACUCACGUCCGUCCGAAUGAAGAAUAUGUCAUCGCAUCGAUUGAACUGGAAGACACCAUGGAAGACAUCGUCAAGCAAUCAGUGGAAGCUCUGCCAGUCACGUUCAAGAUGAUUCAAGCAGGAACAAAGUCGGAUGCAGUAUUGAAGCAGGUUAAGCAGUUCGUUCGAACAGAAUGGCCGUCAAAUCAGUCCAAAAUCAGCGAUCCACAGCUUCAACAGUUUUACCAGCGUCGGGGCAGUUUAGCCAUUGUCUCCGAUUGCCUCACCUAUGGGGAACGACUGGUUAUUCCAUCAAAAUUUCGAGAUCGAGUUCUACGAGUACUACACAAAGGACAUCCUGGAGUAGAAAGAAUGCGAUCCAUAGCACGUAACUACGUCUAUUGGCCUGGAAUCGACGAGCAGAUCAAUCAUCGUGUUCGUACGUGCGUAGAAUGUUCGAGAGCAGCCAAGACCAACAGUAAAACCAACAUGGAGUCUUGGCCUACACCAGAAAAACCUUGGCAGCGGAUUCAUGCAGACUAUGCUGGACCAGUCGACGGUAAUUACUAUUUGAUUGUUGUCGACGCAUUCAGUAAGUGGCCAGAAGUCAUCUCUACCAAACCACAGACAACGUCCACUACAGUGGCCAUGUUCCGUGAGAUCUUUUCCAGAAAUGGAAUGCCGGAAACAUUGGUUACAGACAACGGUACACAGUUCACCAGUGAAGAUUUUGAAGCCUUUUGCAGUAACAGUGGCAUCCUACAUUUGAAAACGCCGCCGUAUCAUCCACAGUCAAACGGACUCGCCGAGAGAUUCGUCGACACAUUCAAGCGAGGACUUCGGAAGUCACCAGCAGAACUGUUACUGGGAAGAAAACUAAGGACAUCACUAGAUCUACUGAAACCACCAACUUCGUUCUACAAGCAAGCCGAAUCAAAGCAAGAAAGUCAGUUCAACCGUAAGCAUGGCACGAAAGUAAGAAACUACUAUGCAGAAGAGCUGGUUUGGACGAAAGUACAUCGAAACAAUACCUGGUCAUGGGAACCCGGUCAAGUACUAGAACGGAUUGGUCGAGUCAUCUACAACGUGUGGCUACCGGAAAAGCGGAACCUUAUUAGGUCACACUGCAAUCAACUGAAGAAACGGUAUGAAUCAGAACAACUAUCAUCAACAGCGCAAAACAAGUGUACUCAAAUCCCGCUCAUCAAGGGAGGUUCAUCGCCGAGCACCAGUCAAGCCACCAAGAGCUACUAUUCAGCAGGAACCGAGCCGGCUUCGCCAGUCUUCGAGAACCAGAAGACAACCCGUGAGGUAUGA
Molecule: messenger RNA, 1827 nt
Organism: Armigeres subalbatus
Lineage: Eukaryota; Metazoa; Arthropoda; Insecta; Diptera; Culicidae
Exons: 4
Coding region: 1-1827 (608 amino acids)
Biological process (GO): DNA integration
Molecular function (GO): nucleic acid binding
Source: RefSeq, a predicted model, not a curated record